GCUUUUCCAUCUCUGUCGCGAAUUUUCCCAAGUCCCCUUUUUUCUCGUCGAGUCUCUCCUACAUCCCAGCACUAGAUUUUCAUCGCGACAUCGCCGUCAUCAUGGCUUCUCCACAGCAAAUCCGCACCAAACUGACCGACCUGCUGAAGAUCCAGCACCCCGUCAUGCUCGCGGGCAUGAACGUGGCUGCUGGACCCAGGCUCGCCGCUGCGGUUACGAAUGCUGGAGGUCUCGGUGUUAUUGGAGGUGUGGGAUACACGCCCGACAUGCUUCGCGAGCAGAUUGCCGAGCUCAAGGAGUACUUGAACGACAAGAGCGCGCCCUUUGGUAUCGAUCUGCUUCUCCCUCAGGUCGGAGGCAGCGCGCGCAAGACCAACUACGACUACACAAAGGGCAAGCUGAACGAGCUUGUCGAUAUCGUCAUCGAGUCCGGCGCCAAACUCUUUGUCUCGGCCGUUGGUGUCCCUCCCAAGGCCAUCGUCGAGAAGCUACACAAGGCGGGCGUUCUCUACAUGAACAUGAUUGGACACCCCAAGCACAUCAAGAAGUGCCUCGAUAUCGGUGGAGGUGAGGGUGGAGGACAUACUGGAGACGUCCCAACAUCCAUCUUCAUUCCCGCCGCUGUCAAGAUGGUCCAGGGCCACAAGUCGCCUUUGACCGGUGAGCAGGUCCAGAUUGUCGCUGCUGGUGGUAUCUUCAGCGGCCAGUCGCUCGCUGCCAUGCUCACAUUUGGCGCCGCUGGUGUCUGGGUCGGAACGCGCUUCAUCCUUUCUGAGGAGGCUGGUGCGCCCAAGGCCCACCAGGAAGCCGUCCGCACCGCCAGCUGGGACGACAACAUCCGCACAAUCAUCUUCACCGGACGACCGCUCCGUAUCCGCAACAACCCAUACGUGGCCAACUGGGAAGAGAACAGGCAAAACGAGAUCAAGGAGCUCACAAGCAAGGGCAUAAUACCCGUUGAGCACGACCUGGAGAAGCUCGGCGACGACAUUGACGACGAGACCAUGGACAACGCGCGACCCUUCCUGAUGGGCAAGGUCUCCGCCGUUGUCGAAGAGAAGAAGACUGCACGCGAGAUUGUCGACGAGCUCGUCACCGAUGCCGUCAAGUGGCUGCAGAUUGGAAACUCGAUGAUUGUUUCCAAGCCCAAGCUCUAA
Exserohilum turcica Et28A is the source of this 1157-nucleotide messenger RNA. RefSeq lists its product as uncharacterized. Gene Ontology annotation, molecular function: nitronate monooxygenase activity. The record is from RefSeq and is a predicted model, not a curated record. Lineage: Eukaryota; Fungi; Ascomycota; Dothideomycetes; Pleosporales; Pleosporaceae. The transcript has 4 exons. Bases 102 to 1157 code for a protein of 351 amino acids.